AUGUCGGCGGAAGCUAUCAGCGUGACAGUCACUUACGGUUCUUCGAAGCACAGGAUCACAGUCACCAGUCAAGAGGAUGGCAAGAGCCCCACUGUCAAAGACUUGUCAGAUUGUCUCACUCAGCUCACAGGAGUUCCUCCAGGCUCUCAGAAGCUCAUUUUCAAGGGCAAGUCGCUGAAGGACUUGGAGCAGACGCUGUCCAGCCACGGGAUAAAAGACGGAUCCAAGCUCAUGAUGAUUGGAAAACGGAACAGUCCAGAAGAGGAAGCUGAGCUAAAGAAGCUAAAAGAAAUUGAAAAAUCAGUGGAGCAGACGGCUAAAAAGCUCGAGAAGGUUGACGGAGAAUUGACUGGACUCAAGAACGGCUUCCUUGCCAAAGAUCUUCAGGCUGACGCUCUCGGCAAACUGGACCAUCGAGUGAAAGUCGCGGCUGAACAGUUCAUGAAGAUCCUGGAGCAGAUUGAUGCUCUGAGCGUCCCGGAGAACUUCAACGACUGCCGUAUGAAGAAAAAAGGCCUUGUAAAGACAGUGCAGGACUUUCUGGCUCAGUGUGACAAGAUUGAGGCCUGCAUAUCAGACCACUUGACGAAGAUCCAGUCAAAAAAUCUGGCGCUGGCGGAGUGA
Molecule: messenger RNA, 624 nt
Organism: Nerophis lumbriciformis (worm pipefish)
Lineage: Eukaryota; Metazoa; Chordata; Actinopteri; Syngnathiformes; Syngnathidae
Source: RefSeq, a predicted model, not a curated record